AUGGAGCCCACCAACCAAGUGUUCGAAGAAGACCGCAAGACCAUCGACGAGGACUCCGACGAGGACUUCGUCGAUGUCCUCGACGACGACAUUCUCGUCUACACAGGCGAAAGAUGGCAUACGCAGAUGGCAUUGGUGCCAUCGCUGCCCUCGGUGCCACUGCAGCCUGUUGGACUUGGGAAGAAGAAAAGGAAACGUGACUCCGACGGUACUCCUUCUCCGAGGCCAGCAAAGAAGCGCAGACCGGCUUUUGCAAACCUGCACGAGUUGCUGGUAACCUACCGCGGCUUGCAGGAAUGGGAACGCAAGAUUAGCGAAGAUCUUGCAUACUGCCAGAAGCUGAUAGCCAAGCACCAUAGCGGCAGUAUAUUCCAGCCCAAGUAUCGUCCGGGGUCUGAACCGCCUCCCUUCCAAUACUUUCCGUCUCCCUUGUGUGAGGAGACCGCGGUAGAUGCGUUGGAGGAUGCCUGUGUGGAGGAUGCCUGUGUUGAGGAUGCCCGUGUGGAGGAGGUAAGCGACGAGGGAGACCAGAACCAACCAGAGGGGCAUUCCUCGUUUUGGGGGCAUGUGCAACAAUUCUUCUGGAUGAUGUGGUGA
Penicillium bovifimosum is the source of this 597-nucleotide messenger RNA. RefSeq lists its product as uncharacterized. The transcript has 3 exons. The coding region runs from base 1 to 597 and encodes 198 amino acids. NCBI's taxonomy places the organism in Eukaryota, Fungi, Ascomycota, Eurotiomycetes, Eurotiales, Aspergillaceae. The record is from RefSeq and is a predicted model, not a curated record.